AUGGUUAAUGUAAUGAUUAUUAAAAAACUUAUUUUUUAUAAAACUACAUUACUAAUACUUUUUUUUAAUCCUUCAUAUUUUGGAAGUGAAGUUCUUGCUUCUAAUACGCAAUUCUUUUGUAAUAAGGUAAAUCCAUGCAGCUUCAAACUUGUGGCAGAUUUAGACUUAAAGUCACGCCCAUCAAACCCUGGUGAAAAAGAUUUUAGAAGUAUACUUCAGAAAGGACGAAUUUAUUUUGAUACUAAGGAGGAGCAAUAUAAAGUGACAUGGGAUGCAGCUCUUGUUUUAUUAAGUGGCCAUAAUGAAUAUGGUAGAGGUAUGGAAUUAAGCGAAUUAGUAAUAUAUGAUGGGAAACUUCUUGCCGGUGAUGAUAGAAGCGGAAUCAUGUUUGAAAUUAUUGACGAUGGGAAGGUUAUUGCCCCACGAUAUAUUUUAUCUGAAGGAGAUGGUAAUAAAGGUAAAGGAAUGAAGAUUGAGUGGGCAACAGUAAGAGAUGAUGUACUUUGGGUUGGAAGCUUUGGGAAAGAAUUUGUGCAGAAUGGAAUAAUUUCCAAACAAGAUAAUAUGUGGGUUGCCUCAGUAGACAAGUUUGGAAAUAUAAGAUACUAUAACUGGUCAAAAGUUUACAACAGUAUACGUUCUGCAUUGGAUGCAGAUUUUCCAGGAUACUGUAUUCACGAAGCUGUAGGUUGGAGUCCUUAUAUGCGUAAGUGGAUAUUUCUUCCAAGAAGAGUAAGCAAUGAACCAUAUGAUGAAUUCCUAGAUGAAAUGAAAGGUUCAAAUAAAAUGGUAAUUUUGUCAGAUGACCUUGAAAUACUUGAUGUGAAAGCUAUAGGAGAUAUUAUCCCUGAGAGGGGAUUCUCAUCAUUUAAAUUUUUACCUGGGUCUAAAGAUCAAAUUAUUGUUGCUCUUAAGACUGUUGAGAAUUCUAGGAUAGACUUCCAAAGUACAUAUGUUUCUAUGUUUACCAUUGAUGGUGACUUAUUAAUUGAUGAUAUUAAAGUUCCUGGAGAAUUUAAAUUCGAAGGUAUUGAGUUCACAAGCUUUUAA
Molecule: messenger RNA, 1050 nt
Organism: Cryptosporidium muris RN66
Lineage: Eukaryota; Apicomplexa; Conoidasida; Eucoccidiorida; Cryptosporidiidae
Product: apyrase family protein
Exons: 3
Coding region: 1-1050 (349 amino acids)
Biological process (GO): proteoglycan biosynthetic process
Molecular function (GO): calcium ion binding; GDP phosphatase activity; UDP phosphatase activity
Source: RefSeq, a predicted model, not a curated record